This is a messenger RNA of Exophiala bonariae, 954 nucleotides long. RefSeq lists its product as uncharacterized. NCBI's taxonomy places the organism in Eukaryota, Fungi, Ascomycota, Eurotiomycetes, Chaetothyriales, Herpotrichiellaceae. The record is from RefSeq and is a predicted model, not a curated record. The coding region runs from base 1 to 954 and encodes 317 amino acids. The transcript has 4 exons. Gene Ontology annotation, molecular function: lipase activity.
AUGUCUCGUUCAGCAGCCCACGACGCUCGGAAUCAACUCCUUCGCGAAACUCUUUCGAAUAAUGAAGACGCUCGGAAAAGUUCUGUUCCAACCGGAGAAACUGUGAGGAGGAUUACAAGUGACCUUGGUAUCUCACUGAAAUCCGAAAACAUCCCAAGUAGCGACGGCGCAAGGUUGCAUUUCAUCGGACAAAUUUCGGCGGAGAAAGUCUUGCUCUAUUUCCAUGGGGGCGGGUUUGGACUUUCUGCUUUUGAAGGGCAUAUUAAAUUCCUGAUCCAAUCCCAAGAAAUGCUUGCAGCCCAAGCGUCGACAGUUCUAAUCGCGUUUUUGGAGUAUGGACUCACAAAGGAGAAAAAAUAUCCUACACAGCUAAUGCAGGCCACCGAAGCCCUCCGUUUUCUUCUUUCCAAAGGUUUUCGUUCUUCAAAUAUCGUUGUUGGAGGUGACUCUGCUGGAGGGAAUAUGACGCUAGGCUUGGCUUCAGUUUUGAUGCACAGCUGCACCGGGGUCACGCCUCUUCAAAUUCAGGAGCCCCUCGCCGGAUUGCUACUUAUAUCUCCCUGGGUCAGCUUCGAAUCCAGCUCUUCGUCUUAUAGGAGGAACAAGGAAUAUGACAUUUUCGGCUCCGAGUCUAUGCAGGGUUGGGCGACGGAUUUUGUGCUCGAUCAGGAGAGGAACAACUGGAAUGAACCCAUUAAAGCCGAUGUCGCAUGGUGGCAAGGCCUGCAAGCCGAAAAGGUCUUGAAUGUCUAUGGAAGUCUUGAAGUGUUGCAGGAAGAUGACAAAAUACUGGGCGACACAUUGCACAAAGCUGGUGUUGCUGUCAAGAAUGUGGAGUGUAAGAAUCAGGUACAUAUUGACUGCAUCCUCGAUGCCCAAUUUGGACUCGAAGUCGGUCCCAUGUCUACAGAAAUAUGGCAAUGGCUGGCCACCGUGUUUCAGCGUGGUAUCUAA